AUGCCGGAUUCAGACAGAAGAUCUUCUGCAGAGCAAAAUCUCGCUGACAAUGCUCUUCCAAUUCCGAUACAAAUAUUCCUGUGGAAGCAAGUCAGCCCGUUUGUUCGCCCGAAGCUUGGAAAACACCAUGAAGCCUCUUGCGCGUUCUGUCAAAACGCUAUGACCGGCCAUCACGAACUGAAAGAAGCAUGUAAAUCUUUCGAGAAGGUGCUAGUGCAGAAUAUUCACUCUGGUCUAAAGCCGGACCUGGCGCAGUCUGUGAAGUCCAUUCCCAGGUGGAGGCUAAUUCAGGCCUCUUUGCCGCACGUUAUGCACGCGGUUGCUGCAAUACUCUACAACAGGAUGAAGGACGGCAACAUCCAAAGCUUAGGGGCUGUCGAAACAAAGUUGUUGUACACUCUGCAUUGGAUAAUAUUGGACGCAGUGGAUGAAUGCGCUGACGAGGAUUUUGAAAAGGGCAUUUAUCACUCUUCCCCUUUCUACUAUUUGUUUUCUGUACCAACAAUCACACUGUUCGUGUAUCUGUUCGCGCCGAUCUGCAACAACCUGAAGGAGUCGGACUUCCAGAACUUCAGGCUGGAGAACGGCUUGAAAAUCUGGCAGGCCAUGUGGGAAUUCCGACACCCCGAUGCCCCCUGUUUUGUUACCCACUGUAAACCGAAGCCCAAGCUGCUGGACGGACAGCAUAUGAAGGUCAAGCAACAGUUCGGGGACGUUUUUCUGGGCCGCAAACAGUCCAGCGAUGAUCCAUUGAACAAAGACAGCCCCACAGCAAGCCAAGGCAUCAGUGCCUCCAGCUCAGACCAACAACAUCUUUUCACAAGUGGUGCCACCCCUACAACAGUAACAAUCACAGCCACCAUCACCAAAAUAGACGAUGAGAGUGCUUGGGUGUCUUCACCAAAGGACACGGUCUUCCCGGAGACAAUUCCAGAAGAAAGCUCCAGCACCGAGGAGGAACACGUAGUGAUCUUUCGCCUUCCAUCCCUGCACGAGUCUGAUGGAUUUUUGAGAGAUCCAUCCAUUUACACUGCGGAAACAAGCAUAAUUCAGUUGGCUAUGAGGAGGAAUGGUACUGGAAGAACUAACAAUGUAAAAUUGGAGCAGAUAGCAACCAGUUCCAUUGUAGAGACCAAGGCGACAUCUUCGAAGCCACCCAUGCAGAAAAUUGGGUACGUCAAAAUUAUAGUAAGAUAUCUAUGUACUAGUAAAGAUUUUAGGUCUUCGACCGAUAAAGAUUCUAUGGACAGCACCAAAAUGCCAUCCUGUGACACCCAACCAAAAGAUGAAGGGAGCAAAAUAACUGCGACUGCGAUGGACAUCAGUGCUGCUACAUUUUUAGAUGUAGCAGUUUUACGAUGUUUAUUUAUAACCCACUGGCAAGAAGAGGGCAUAUAUUGGGCUUUGCAUUACAUGUACAACAGACUAAGAGACAUAAGCGACGAGACAGCGGGUCAGCAACAGCCAAGAAAGAGGAGCAACUCCUUACCUAUUCCAAAGAUAGAGGUUUCGUUGUAUCAAAGUACCGAGUCGAAGAAAAUAGAGACCAAAGACUUCAUUGAAGUUCCAGAAGUGAAAGACGUGUCUCUCUUAGUAGAAUCCCCUUACACCAGUCAAAGUAAAUCGGAUGAGUCGCUUCAUAAAAGAUCAUCGAGCGAGAAGAUAAAGAGGCGAAUGAAGAUAGCAGAUUUAAAGACGUUCGUAGAGACGAAGCUGCUUUCGAAAUCUGAUAAAGCCCUUGAGAAGAUCGGGAGCGACGAGCAAAAAUCUCUAGGACAACAUUCGGUGGGUGCCAGAAGAAUAUUGGAUAACUACCACAGGAGCCUGGAUACGGGGGAUGAGCAUUUAUCCCGACCCCAGUCUGCUAUGUCGAAGAUAUUUGAACCUCCCAGCAAUUUGGUGAAGGGAAAAAGUAUGCCGAGUCUAAGCUGUUUAAUAGACGAAUUAAAUGCAGGAGGGUACAUGGAUGAAAGUCAGUGGGAAUGUAGAAGACCUAGCAAAUUUGGACAUUCUCAACCCAUGGCGAACCCCAUCAUUACGGUGACGGAACAUACUCCGACUCCGUCUCCAGAUUUUUUACGUAGACAGGGUUCCUUGGAUAGUCAGCUAGAUGCAGCUAGUUUAUCCGGCAGCAAGCUCGGUCACUGGCAAGAAAGGAAGGCCAGUUUAACCAGGUCUCAGACUGAUUCAAACAUCACUUAUGCAGGAGAAGACAUCCCCGAGGCUCCUGGUGCGGCGUGUUACAUAACUAAAGAAGGAGAUAUCGACUUUCAAGUUGUUUUGAAGGCGGUGCAUAGAACAGCGAUUAGGGAGAGUUCUUCUUGUACCCUCAGAGUCUUAGAGGUAAUCUUAAAUCUAGUAGAACUGCUUAUGGACAUGGGGGUGCUGAAGCAGUGUUUGCGGGACGAAGCUAUAAGUAGUUUUACUCCGGUUCCUGACUCUAGUAGUCCUGGAAAAGGAGCCAAGCUGCCGAUGAGUAACACUCGCGGCUCGCUUGGAACGGACCCGGAAAAAACUGGGAAGCCGAUGUCUUCUCAUAAAUUAGUAAUGAACAUCAUAGUGAGAGUCCUUAAGCAUCUAGGGUGCCCACACGGAUGCGCUGAUGGUCAGAGAGGACCUGCGGCUGAAUUUCUUCGAACUCAGUGCCAGAACAUCUUGGCCAAACUCAGCAGAGCUAGUGGGAAACAGUUUAAGAAGUUUUUACGUGACUACAUCAAGUAUCAGACUAUAAAUGACAUCAUGGAUCUAUUCCACUCUUAUGUAGGGUAUUGCAUAGACCCCAGCUCUCUACUGUCGCCUCUGAACCAGAAGAGGGGCUCUAGCAAAUCACCAGACACAGUGUCGCAAGGUGGUUAUGCAUCCAACUUUGGCACAGGCGUGGGGGGCGGUGGAAUAAGAGGGGUCGAGGGACAGAUUAUGUCACAUGUGUUUAAGCCGCUCGUCACCAGAUUUGUGGAGUCCAACAAGGAAAUCAAAUCUUCCGACAGUUUGAGCCUGUAUUGCGACAUCCGCCAGCUGAUGACCUACGUGAAGGAGGGUCAUGGGAGCGUUUUCAGAAGGGUGGCUUUAAGUGCUUUGCUUGAUACUGCAGAUAGGCCGACAAAGAAGGAAGCGAAUAUUCAAACAACUAGAGUUAUAAGACACAUGCAUCAUUCCGAAAUGGAAGAUCAACCAGAAGCUCCGACAGAUACACAAUCGUACACCAUAGACGAUAGAGGCGUGAGAAAGUUACUUUUCAAGAAGAGAAGCACUUCUUCAACAUGCGCAAGUCUUCUAGAAACUGAAGCAGAAGAGAUGACUAGGGCCAGCCAAAGUCCAUUAGGAAAUAUAAGAAAGAAGCAUCACAUACUAACACCAAGACAGAGCGAAAGAACCUUGGGAAUUUCUUUAGAACCCACAAAUAAAUCAAAGAAAUCUAAGUUAGGUGGUAUAGUGAACUGGUUCAAGAAAGGCGAUAACUCUUCUACUGACGAGCUCGAUAACCAAGAAAAUGGGGACUCAUUUACUGAUACUUCAAGUUUCAUCAGACAACCGUCCAAAUAUUAUCACCACAAGGGAUCUUCUAAAAGCAAUGUUAGCCAAAGCAUCCAGAAAGCGAAACGGAGAAUGGAGGAUAAGUUCAAAUUUGUUCUGAAAAAGGGAAAGAAGAAAGACGGAAGCUUGGAGGAAUCAGCAGGUGGAUACUUUAGCAGAAGAAACUCCUUUGACUUUGGCGAAACAUCUAGAGAAUCAGAAUUUGUGGUUCUUAAAGAAAGAAAACUAGUAUCUACAGAUCUGGUGUUUCAGGGAGUGUCGAGACUAUCAUUUCUUCUAGAAACUUGCCCUCCUGGAUCGGUGCCAGAUCCUCACCUUCUAGCUUCAGCUCUAGAUUUGCCUCAUUCUACAGUGGUAUCUAGGGCGGCUCUGCUUUUAGAAUGCUCUUACUUUGUCCACUGUUGCAACAAGGGUCAGUGGCCCUCCUGGAUGAAGUUGAAUUUCUCCAUGUUCAGACCUUCUGGUCCUUUACCACCACGGGGAGGUAGUACUGGAAUCAGAAGGUCUCACGUUAUGCAGAGGGCUGCCGGAAAAAUGUUCUACCAAUGGGCAGAGGUUAUUGGGCAAAGAUUGGAAGAGUUUAUAAAUGAAGAUAAAAACUUGCAAACUCAAGUCACAGCUAUGAUAACGGAUGAACAGAAACAGAAGGAGUUGCUUGUCCAAGACGAAGAGGAAGACUUUCUGGACGAAGCAAGCAUAAAUUCCUAUGGUUCCUCCUGUCCUAUGGCCUUGAGGGUAAUAGCAUGCAUACUGCUUCAUGAAAUCACUGCAUUCCUUCGAGAAACUUAUCAAACUUUACCAAAAUCAUCCCGUGUGACUGGAAAAGACAGACCUCCUCCCUGGGAGAGACUCUACAGUCGGGAGGCUAAUAGAAGGUGGAGUAUGGCUUUGUCCUCAAUGGGUCAUUCACAGACUUCAGCUCAGAGUUUACAAUCGAUCGCGGGAGACAGAGAUUCAGGUCAAACAGAGAGGAAAAUAAGUUUCGUCCUCCACGAACCGGACAACGAAUCGGAAGCGAGCAGCAACACUACUGUGACGAUGCAAGCUAUGCUUCAGGGUGAAGACCCAAAACGUAUUGGUCAACAAUCGAGACCAUAUUUACUUCGAAGGGGAACCGCAGCGCCUGCAGGAGGGUCUUUCAAGAGGCGUAGCCUAAAACUGAGGAGAGGCACAAAGGAGGGCAAGGAUAUAGAUCUGGACUGGAGGAUUCCAGAAUCCGUCAAAAGAACAGACUCCAUUCAAUCAAAACGGAAAGUCAGUUCUCUUUCCGAUAGAAGCGACACAUCCGAACCUGGAAUCGCUGGGGAAGCCAGCGGAGAGGAAUCUCCAGGUGUCUUAAGUGACGACCAACCCCCGGAGAGUCCCAGUGAUAGCAACGACACCGACGAUACCACGAAAACUAUGCCCUGGAUGAAAGUGAUGGUCCAAAUUUCUAACUCGUUUUACUACUAUUGUCCCCAUCAGAACUUCUGCCACCCAUUUUGCUACAGACGCGUCAUGAGGGGUUGUAGCAGGUUAACAAAGGCGGCGAGGAAGGUGUACGGUGAAGAAUUCGGUGUGUUGGACGAUAAGUUGUGUAUGGAUUUUGGCGGGAAAAAGAAGACCAACAAAAAAGAGAAAAAUCAGAAUCGAAAAGUAUCCGAUCAGACUAGCUCUACUGUAUCUCCGAUCAGAAGAAAGGACAGUGUCGGGAAGAAGGACAAAAUUGAGAAGAAUUUAGACGGGUCCCAGAAAUUGGCUUCUAAGGACUCGUCUAGAGAUAUAGCUGACUCUGACACAGGAGGUGAUUCAAAAAGUACAAGCAAUGGUAAACCAACUGAGCCUCCACCAAUAUUAAAGUAUAUCAAAACUCAGGUUAAAGAUGCCUUCCAUGCUCCACUUGCCGUGUUACUCAAGGGAGCUGUGAUUCUAUCGGAAGAACACUUCCUGGAAAUAAUUCCAGUUGCCUGGGAGUUACUCUUAGAGAUUAACCAGGAAGUAACGGCUUGCGCAGCCUCAAUUUUCAUAUUAGGUGCCGUCAAGUGUCCUCAGCAAGUGUCCGAUAUUAUGCAGCAUAGCUUGUCGCACCCUGAUUGUUCUGUGCGGAUAAAUGCCAUUUUAAGGUUCCAAGUCCUAUGGAAAAUGAGGUAUCAGGUAUGGCCAAGAAUGGAAGAAAGCGCUCAGGUUUUAUUCAAGGUCCCACCGCCCGGAAUUGAAUUUACUUUGCCGUCGCCAAAGAUAGGAAUCGAGUCUUUGGACGUCGUCGACUCUCCGUGGGAGCUCCUCGUGAAAACUAAAGUGGAGGAGGUCACAAUCAACCAGGAAAGACAUAGAUCUUUGGUGACUGCCACGAAAACAAGGAAGAAACAGCAGACGGAGCUAAUAAAAAUGGCGCUACAAGCACAAGACGACAAAAAGAGGGAAGAGAGAGAAAAUUUCCUAAUCACUACCAUUCCUAUUACUAUUCAAGCCGCCCACGAGCCAAGUCUCUACCACACAAGCGAGGAACAUGAAGAAGUGGAUGAUGAACAAGUGGAGGGUCAGCCUAGGAACACCACUCACCAUCUCCACUCCGCUCACUCACUAUUCCCUUCCUGCCUCUGUUCUGCCGUCGUCCAGAUUAUCAACCUCUUAGACGACGCUGCGGUGUCUCCAGAUGGCAACGCUGUGUACGAGGUUUCAUAUCAAGUCAUCUGGACGUGUCUUGUUGAAGACAGCGCCCUCUUUCUCAGAUACAUCUUGGAGAGGCUCACCAGGGAAAAGCAGGAUCUCAUGUUUAAAAUCUUGAGGCACUUGAUAAGAUUCAUACCUAAAUUACCUCAACAAGCCGCGUUUGCUCUGUACAAUUACAUUAUAGGUUAUGUAAUGUUCUAUGUAAGAAGCCCUCAUGAAGACGGGCAACAGCUCAUUGGAGCAGCAUUGUCUCUACUGUGGAUGGUGGUACAUAGCGUGCAUGGCAUAAUGUUUAAGGACCUCAAACAGAUUUUAAGAAAGGAACAGUGCGACGCUUCUAUCCUACUGACGGCCAAUGUUCCUUCAGCAAAGAAGAUAAUCGUGCAUGGCCCACAAGAUCCUGACGCGGGGGGGAUUCCAUCUCAGUUCCCGGUCCAAGAAGACACCCAGUUCUGUCAGAUUCUAAGGGAAGCUUUGGACUUUUUUGGUAUAGAAGAGAACAAACACAAGGAGUUUUUCUUAGUGGAUUAUAAAACACAUCAAAUAAGGAAUCCGUCUUCCUACGUACGAGACUACUAUUUCUUCAAGAGGUCUCAAUAUCCCCAGCUGGAAUUGGUCCAUAUGAAGCCUGAUCUAGCUUUCAAUGCACUGCAGAAACAGGAACUCCUACACAAGUUUGUGGAAAUAGGCAAAGUUCUUCUGACGUGGGCUAUAUUGAAAAAUGUUGACAUGGUGGUACAAAGGGUGGUAUUUCUUCACGAAGAACUAAUGAAGUUGCCUUCUUUUCCAAGGAAAGCCCUAGAAUCUGACCUGGACCUCUACAAAAGUGGUCCCUUAGGAAAGGAACUGCUAGGUUUGGACGUGCUCCACAAGUUCAUGUGGGUGAGGCUGAUAGCCAGAAUGUUUGAAGCGAUGGCAGGAAAUUUCGCUUAUUCCGGAGAUAUUCAUUUGUUUGUAAAUGUCCUCAACGGAGCGGUAGUGCUACACUCUGAAGACGCCUGCAUACUGAGAUACGUCAUGGCCACCUACAUCAACGCAGCCUUCCAUUUCAAAAAUAUAUUCUCAACGAAUGGCUAUUUACUCAUCAUGCCUACUUUGUUGAAAAUCUACUCCAAUCAUCAAACCAACAAACUUAUAACGACGACUGUGGAGUACGCUGUUAAACAGUUCUAUUUGAUGAACAGGAAACCAUUCAUUCUUCAAAUGUUUGGAUCUGUCUCCGCCAUGUUAGAUACCGACGAAGAAGGCACCUACGGAGAUGCCCACAAGAUUCAAUCCAGUUGUCUCUUCAAUCUAUUACUAAGCCUGGAAACACCUUCUCCGGAUCCUCUGAACAUAGCAGAACUAGUGAAAGAGGAGAAACCCUUGAAAGCAAUCGAUUUCUGCUACCACGACGAAAACGAGAUGGUGACCAUACUCGAUUGCAUAUCCAUGUGUGUAAUGGUUGUGUCUUAUUCUUCGGAGAGCGUCAGAGGAUACCAAAUGUUGAUAAUACUGGAAGCAAUUUUACCUUGCUACGUCAAACAAAUUCAAUUGCCGACUUACAACAAGGAAGGUAAAACAGAAAAAGAGAUUAUACACCAACUAGCCGUUGCUAUUAAAACACUGGUUAACAAUUGUGAAGCACUGACAAAAAGCUACAACGGCCCUUAUCGCUCUAGUCCCGAGCACAAGGGAUCCAGUCAAAGGAAUUACAGCCGAGGUCCUUACUCGCCCGGCUUCGACUUCGAAGACGAUUCCCAUUCAAAAUUCAUGAGUGAACAUUCCCGCGCAAAGAGCAUGUACGAACACGACGUAGAAGACUCCGAGGUACUUAGGGCAGAGUAUAGGAGACCUAGAGACGUUUUGUUGUCGUUAGUUGGCGAGUUUAUGUGUAGAGCUACAAAUAGACUCCAGGAACUCAACAAGAAGAAUAACCACGAUGGAAAAGUGGUCGAGCUAUUGGACAUCAAAUCACAUGUGAGAUUGGCAGAUAUAGCACACACUUUACUGAAGGUGUCACCGUACGAUCCAGAAUCCAUGGGGUGUCGCGGGUUGCAACACUAUAUGAGUUACAUUUUGCCUUCAACAGACUGGGCGAAUGAUGCGAUGAGACCUGCUUUAGUCACAAUUCUAAGAAGAUUGGACAAAGUUUUCCAAAAGAUAUCGAAGAAGCCUUCAAUACGAAGAAACACCGAUUGGGAUGCCGCAGCAGGGUUACUGAAGGGGAUAUACGACACGAUGGUCAAAUAUCCUUACAUCAUACACUGGUCACAUAUAAAGGCACUCAUUAACACUUGUCAGAGCCUCAUCGUCAGUGAUUCCUGUGCUACAGAGGGAGUUUCAGGAGCUACAGCAGCUUUAAUGAGCCAAGCACCCCCACCCCAUUUCUGCUCGAUGGUAGUGAGGCUCAUCGCUUUGCAGAUCCAGAACACCACAGAUACUUGCACCUUGGAGCAGGUGUGUGGGGGUAGUUCCAUGUUCCCAACCCAAGACAAGACGGAAAGCAUGAUAAUGAACCUGAUCAUGCCUCUGUGCCUAAGGGUAGGCUCUGGAAGGAAAGAUGUGGCUCAGAUGAAGCACAGCGACAUAAGCUUUGCUCUAACCUUGGUGCUCCACGCUAUGAGCCCUCCUAAUACGAAGACCAUGGGACCUUCGGGUACAAACGUCAAACCAACCGCAGAAAUAAGAACUGGAAGUUUAACUUUCACCGGAACUAGGGACACUAAAACUUCCGCGAAGAUAAACACUUCUUUGUACCAAGUAUCGUUUCUAGCGUUGAAAAUCAUGGCUAUAUGCUUCGAGGGUGAGCUUAUGAACGAGUGGUCCCGCAUUGGUAGAACAAUGAGGGAGCUUGGUAAGAGAAAUGAAGCAGCUACAUUCUUGUGGGACUUCCUAGACUUUGUUGUGACACACAGAACCACCCUUUACAUUUUAAUGCAACCUUUCAUAUUCCAAAAGCUGGCCCAACCUCCUAUAUCGGAUUUUGAAAGGAACAUGCACACAAAAAUUCGCAACAAAAUGAGAAGCAUCGGUUUGCCGCUACCAAAAAGUCGUGGAGCGCUGCUUAUGGAGCUGGCGCAUGAAAUGAAGGUGCUGAAGGAAGAAUUGGAUGAAUCAACGGAAUCUUCCAGUGAACCAAAGAAACAGGAAUCGACUCCCACGUGUCAGAUGACAACGGAAGUACCUGCUGCUCCAACCAGGCAUCAAAGACAUUCUUUGAUAGGGUUGUUUACGGGAGAAGGGCACCACGGUACUAAGUCUGCGCCUGCGCCUCACGAGCAGCUUCAUUCGCAAAUAAAAGAAUCAUCGACAAGCACCAGCCACGUUUCGACUCCUAACCAAGUCACCAACAUCAGUACCAGCGAAGGUCAUGACACAAAUGCAAAUGGAAGUUCCACCCCUUGUAACGCACCUGAUCGGUCUUCACAAAGAUCUUCGGUCAGUGAUGAUCACGGCGUGCCUCUGCCUAAAUCUGAAUCCCUCGUCUUUCACAAGGCCCAUAAACUACGCUUUGUUUCUUCCGUAGAGUUUAGACAUUCCUCAGGAGAAACUUCCACUACACCACUAAGUCCAGCGAGUCCAGCGGAUGACAGCUCUGGGGAAAUUUACCCGAACAAGUCGAGGCUACAACGCAUCAAACCGCAGAGUCGGAAGACCUUUCGUUUGAGGAGAAGCAGGAAGAACAACAAUCGUGUCGAGGUGUCGCAUACAAAGUUGGAGUCUGAGUUGGCAACACCUAGUCCUCAACAUCCAGACUUUGGUUCGCCUCCCCUGACACCAGUUACCAUUUCACAACCUACCAUUCAACAACCAGCUGAUUCUCCAGUAGCGUGCGGACCAGUCAAGCAGGAACAGAAGCUGGAACCACUAUCGAACUCUCACAGGCUAAGGAUAGCUACUAGGGGCAAAGUAGCUGAGGGUUCAUGGGAUGAAGAUUCAGUGAUUUCUCAAACAUCCAGCACGUCUGGUUACAGAGAGUCCUACCCUGUGAUGCACCUGAAGGAGUCCCUGGAGACGUCUCCGAAGGCGUUUCCCCCACUAGCUUCACCGGAUAUUCAUAGUUUGCCCUCGACUAGCAGCGCCACCACGGCUAACAAUUACCUGCACAUGGACAACUCUUCUCCGGAUUGUUCUUUGAAUGAAAAUGGGGAGAAAACAGCGUUGCUCGGUCAUAACGAGAAGUCGUCCUCUCAGCAUUCUCUGCUGAUGGUUUUUGAGCAAGAUGAGACUACGCUCAUUUAA
Molecule: messenger RNA, 10410 nt
Organism: Anoplophora glabripennis (Asian longhorned beetle)
Lineage: Eukaryota; Metazoa; Arthropoda; Insecta; Coleoptera; Cerambycidae
Gene: unc80
Product: protein unc-80 homolog
Exons: 57
Coding region: 1-10410 (3469 amino acids)
Biological process (GO): monoatomic cation homeostasis
Cellular component (GO): cation channel complex; axon
Molecular function (GO): monoatomic cation channel activity
Source: RefSeq, a predicted model, not a curated record